Messenger RNA from Phragmites australis (common reed), 1602 nucleotides. RefSeq lists its product as uncharacterized. Lineage: Eukaryota; Viridiplantae; Streptophyta; Magnoliopsida; Poales; Poaceae. The transcript is spliced from 6 exons. The record is from RefSeq and is a predicted model, not a curated record. Bases 71 to 1111 code for a protein of 346 amino acids.
UCACCCCCACCCUUCUCAGGGCUGGCCGUCUCAGUGAGCACGCACCGCCCGACCUGCCAGCGCCACCGCCAUGGUCUCCUGCUCCGUUUUGCUCGCAUGCACCCGCGCUCCCCUCCCUCCUCUCCCAAGGCCAGCAAGUCCCCUCCUCGGAAGAACCGCCGCCACCAUCACCAGAGACAACGCCAAUGCUCCUCUGUUCGUCAGCCUCGUGUGCCGGCCGGGAGGAGCUGGAGGGUGGCGCCGGGGGUGGGCCCAAAUCUGCCGGGACUCCUCGCUCCAAGGCCCUCCCGGCGCCGAUUCUUCUGCACAGGAGCAAGAGGACAAGAAGAAGAGCGAAGCUGUUGCGGCGGCGGCAGCCCGGAUUGCUAGUGAUGGCGGCGGUGGUGGGAGGCUGAGCGACUGGACGACGUCGGUGCUUCUCUUCGGGGUCUGGGCGGGUAUCUUGUACUACGUCUUCCAGCUCGCGCCCAACCAGACGCCGUACAGAGACACGUACUUCUUGCAGAAACUUCUAAAUCUGAAAGGGGAUGAUGGCUUUCGAAUGAAUGACAUUCUUGUUUGUCUAUGGUACAUUAUGGGCCUCUGGCCACUUGUGUACAGUAUGUUGCUCCUUCCUACUGGUAGAAGUUCAAAAAGCAAGAUUCCCGUCUGGCCAUUCCUUGUUCUUUCGUGCAUUGGGGGAGCAUAUGCUUUGAUUCCUUACUUUGUUCUAUGGAAGCCUCCUCCACCUCCCAUUGAUGAAGACGAAAUUGGACAAUGGCCAUUAAAAUUUCUUGAGUCAAAGUUAACUGCAGGAGUGGUGUUUUCCCUAGGCCUUGGACUGAUUAUAUACGCUGGAAAAGCUGGUGGUGACGAUUGGAAGGAAUUCAUUCGAUACUUUAGGGAGAGCAAAUUUAUCCAUGCCACCUGCCUUGAUUUCACUUUGCUCUCGGCCUUUUCACCAUUUUGGGUCUACAACGACAUUACAGCAAGACGAUGGAAAAAGGGUUCUUGGCUUCUGCCGCUUGCGUUUAUCCCUUUUGUGGGGCCCUCACUCUAUCUUCUACUGCGUCCAUCGCUUUCCUCUCUGCUGGCUGCAUCUGCUUCAUCAUCUGAUGAAAUUGAGAAAUAACUGGUAUCUAACUUACAACCAAUGAAGAUUUUGGUUGUGAACAGGGUAAUAUGGUUGAUCUGGCAACUGGAUUUGUCAGCUCAAAUAUUAUGUCAAUUACUGAUCUGGAGCAAAUCCACAAUUUUGUAUGUCACUGCACAGUUCAAAUCCGAAGGCAGGUCUGGAUAGACAUUUUCAGCAUUAUCAGCAUCUGGGUGCCUCACAAAUUUAUCAAGGUUAUGCUCAUUGAGUAAUCAGCGGCAAUGUUUCAAUCUCUGACGAACAAUCAACAAUGUAUGUAUGCAACAAACUGUUAGGAUACUGUAUUGAUAUAUAUAUAUCAUUCAUGUAUAGUAAUUUUGCUCCUGUUACAGUGACCCAUAUGUAAGAAGCCAGCGUAGUGAUACAUAAUCAUGAAUAGUUGGCUACAAAUUUCUGGUUGCAGCCAAAGAAAUUGCUAGCAAAAAUACAUAGCAAUGCCAAUGCAAUUGUGAAGCAGAUGUUUACUGUUA